This is a messenger RNA of Hibiscus syriacus, 384 nucleotides long. RefSeq lists its product as uncharacterized. The coding region runs from base 1 to 384 and encodes 127 amino acids. NCBI's taxonomy places the organism in Eukaryota, Viridiplantae, Streptophyta, Magnoliopsida, Malvales, Malvaceae. The record is from RefSeq and is a predicted model, not a curated record. The transcript is spliced from 2 exons.
AUGGAAUUGCCCUUUGAUGAAUUUGAGGUUAUUAUGGGGAUGGACUGGCUUUAUCAUUAUUAUGCUAACUUAGAUUAUCGACUUAAGCGAGUGCAGUUAACAAGUCUUGAGGGAUUGGAAGUUAGUGUGGCCAGCGAAAGAAUGCAUCCUUUAACUAAUGUGAUAUCAGUAAUGUCGGCUCAGAAGUUAAUGCGAGUUACCGGAAAUAAGCUUGAAGAUAUUUCGAUAGUCCAAGAUUUUCCAGACGUGUUUUCAGAUGAUUUGUCGGGGUUACCUCCUGAUAGGAAGGUUGAGUUUCAAAUUGAAGUGAUGUCAGGAUCAACACCCAUUUUGAUGGCUCCUUACAAGAUGGCCCCGACAGAGUUGAAAAAGUUAAAAGCUUAG